Mesocricetus auratus (golden hamster) is the source of this 8688-nucleotide messenger RNA. It is a transcript of the gene Alpk1, whose product is annotated as alpha kinase 1. The transcript has 14 exons. Gene Ontology annotation, molecular function: protein serine/threonine kinase activity; ATP binding. NCBI's taxonomy places the organism in Eukaryota, Metazoa, Chordata, Mammalia, Rodentia, Cricetidae. The record is from RefSeq and is a predicted model, not a curated record. Gene Ontology annotation, biological process: protein phosphorylation. The coding region runs from base 223 to 3954 and encodes 1243 amino acids.
UUCCCCACUUCCUGAAACCAAAGCCGUUGAGGAGAAACGCUUGGGCCGGAAUUCGGGAUUUUCAGAGUCACAUUGCUGGUCUUAAGUGUUUCUCCCUUUCUCUGGGAUAAAAGUACCUCAGCCUUCAAGGGGCCUCUUUAUUGAGAAUCAAUGCCUCUCCUAGGUAAUUGAUCACCGUAGACCCAGGGACACUCAAUUCAUCCUGGAGGGUGGGCGAUCAUCAUGAAUAAUCAAGAUGCUGUGGUUUCGAUGUUGCGUGAAUGUAAGCGAGUACUGGAUCGUCUCUUGCUGGAAACGCCAGAUGUGUCUGCAGAGGACAAGAGUGAGGACCAGCGGUGCAGAGCCUCGCUCCCCAGAGAGUUAAGGACCCUGAUCCAGGAGGCAAAGGAAAUGAAGUGGCCCUUCGUGCCUGAAAAGUGGCAGUACAAACAAGCCGUGAGCCCAGAGGACAAAACAAACCUGGAAGAUGUGAUUGGCGCCAGGCUGCAGCAGUUACUGGCGGCCUUGCGAGCCUCCAUCCUUGUCCGGGACUGCGCUGCCGCCGCCGCUAUUGUCUUCUUGAUGGACCGGUUCCUGUACGGACUCGACGUCUCGGGAAAACUCCUGCAGGUCGCCAAAGGCCUGCACAAGUUGCAGCCUGCAACGCCCAUCGCCCCGCAGGUGGUCAUCCGUCAAGCCCGGAUCUCCGUCAACUCAGGGAAACUGCUGAAGGCGGAGUACAUCCUGAGCAGCCUGAUAACCAACAACGGAGCAACCGGUACUUGGCUGUAUAGAAAUGAAAGUGAUAGAGUCCUGGUGCAGUCGGUCUGUAUACAAAUCAGAGGACAAAUUCUGCAAAAGCUAGGCAUGUGGUACGAAGCGGCAAAGUUGAUAUGGGCCUCGGUCGUAGGCUAUUUGGCACUCCCUCAGCCGGAUAAAAAAGGAAUUUCCACAUCACUGGGUAUACUGGCAGACAUCUUUGUUUCCAUGAGCAAAACAGAUUAUGAAAAGUUUAAGAACAGCCCACAGGUUAACUUGGCCUUGCUCAAGGAGUUUGACCACCAUUUGUUGUCAGCGGCAGAAGCCUGCAAACUAGCAGCAGCCUUCAGUGCCUACACACCCCUGUUUGUGCUCACAGCUGUGAAUAUCCGUGGCACAUGCUUAUUGUCGUACAGUUGCUCUACUGACUGUCCUCCGGCAAUGAAAAGUGUGUGUCUGUGUGACGCCAAAGAGGCUUUUGAGAUUGGCCUCCUGACUAAGAAAGAUGGCGAGCCGGUUAGUGGGAAGCAAGAGCUGCACAGCUUCAUCAAAGCCGCCUUCGGCCUCACCACGGUACACUGCAGACUCCAUGGGGAGACAGAUGCAGUCCGCACGGCCAGGCUGCUCUGCAGGGAAGCCGUGGGUAAGCUGUACACCUUUAGCACUUCCUCCACAAGUCAGGAGAGAGAUGCCCUGUCUCAGGAAAUCAUGUCUCUUGUCAGCCGGGUGAAGGGACAUUUACAAGUUCAAAGCUUCCCAAACUUAGAUGAUAGAUCUUACGUCCCAGAGAGUUUCAAAUGUGACUUGGAUAAGCCUAUCUUGCAAGGGCACGUGGACUUCCAGCAAAUUCUUGAAACCUAUUCCCAACACCAUACUUCAGUAUGUGAGGUAUUCGAAAGCACUUGUGGGAACAGCAAAAGCAACCAAAGAGACACAAAACCAGAGGUGUGUAUCACUGCUCUGAAAACAGAAACAAACACCAUAGAUACUAUGGGUACUUCUCUAGAGAAACUGUGCUCUCAAGAGAGCAGGAGUGUAGCUUCCUCCCAGAUGGCUGAGAAAGACCAAGAGAAGCUCAAAAGAGUAAGGAGGAGAAACUGGACCCAUUCUGAGGCAUUUAGGGUCUCCCUGGAUCAAGAUAUGGGGACUGAGACUGAGCUGCCAGGCCACAGCAAUGGCAGGGCAGGUGUUCCCCGCAUGUCUCUGAGUGACAGCCAUAGCUCCAGUUCUUGGAGCAAACUGUCAGGGCUCAGCUCUUCUGCAAGCUGGGAGGAAGUGAACUGUGGUGUUGAGGGUAUGGUAAGGAAAGAGCCCAACAAAGAAGACCAUCUUGUGGACACUCAGUGCUCCACGGCCAUGUCUGAGGAGCCCAAGAGCGACAGAAGCUGCAAAGCUACACACCUGUUGUUUUCAAAGAUGCAUGGUGUCUCUCUUCAGGAAACUGAAGGUCGCAACCUAGAGUCUUCACAAAGUCAGUUGCACAAACACUCGUCCUUAACACCCAUCCUUCCUCUCAACACAACAGACACUUGCUUGGCCUUGGAUGUACAGCUAUUAGAAGUCCCUGAAGGAAACCAGGACAUUGGAAAUGAAGGACCCAGUAAUGCUUCUCUUCAGUCCAGUCGGUCAUAUGGUUCUUUUUCCUGGUCCUUGUCUACCUCUGCCAAGUUCACUGACAUGGCCACACAUCCUUCAGUACAAGAAGAAGAAACCUGUAAAAUGAUUGGUUAUUUUCCAGAAGCCAAGUAUGACAUCAGAGACCACUGUGGAGGAAAGUAUGGGGGGAAAGUCACUGAAAGAGUCACAGGGCCUGCAUUUACAGAUGGCCCCUCUUUAGUUGACCCGGAAGGAGAAACAGAAGAAAGCAAAGGAGAUGAGCCGCCACACUCUCAGGUAGUACUGGAGUAUUCAGAAGGCAACCAUUCAAUGCUGACACACAGGACUUUCUCUCAUCAUCUGUCUGUUCAAGAUGUUGACUCAGCAAAGACAGGCAGUUCAGUCAAAGACCAGGCUGUGGACCCUGAUGCCUCUACGGAGGUUGAGGAGGCCAAACUAUUUAACAGCACAGAGGUCUACCCCACUGGCCAAGAUGGCACUCACAGGCCAGGUGCUUGGAGGCCAGGUCAGAGAGAUGAGAGGCCAAAUUCCUCUGUCAGUGGCUGCAGUCCCUUCUCAGACCUCUAUGCAGACUUCAGCACCACAGAGGAAGGAAAGGAACUUGGGAGCAUGCUGAAGUGCAGCCAGAACUCCAGCUCAUCCUUACAGCGGUGGCGGAAAUCUCCUGCCUUUUCCAACAGUUCUUUGGAGGGGGAAAGUUCAUGGUCUCUUCUGAACUCCAGCAGAAGUUCUUUCGUCUCAUUGCCAGGACAGAGCAGGCAAGAGCUCCUUGAUGCUCGCACCCUACAGCCUGAUGACUUCGAAAAGCUUCUGGCAGGAGUGACAAAUGAUUGGCUGCUUCAGAGACUGGAGAAUACUGGAGUUUUAAGGCCCAAUCAACUCCAGAGAGCACACAAUGCACUGCUGCUAAAAUAUUCCAAAAAGUCUGAGUUGUGGACAGCCCAGGAAACUGUGGUGUAUUUAGGGGACUACCUGAAAGUGAAGAAGAAAGGCAAGCAGAGAAAUGCAUUUUGGGUCCACUAUCUUCAUCAAGAGGAAACUCUGGGGAGAUACGUGGGGAAAGAAUACAAAGAGUGGAAGGGGCUCCGGCACCACUUCACUGACGUGGAGCGGCAGAUGACAGCGCAGCACUAUGUGACAGAAUUUAACAAGAGACUCUACGAACAAAAGAUUCCAACACAGAUCUUCUACAUCCCAUCGACAGUAUUGCUGAUUUUGGAAGACAAGACUAUAAAGGGAUGCAUCAGUGUGGAACCUUACAUGCUGGGAGAAUUCGUCAAGUUAUCAAAUAACACCAAAGUAGUCAAAACUGAGUACAAAGCUACAGAAUAUGGCUUGGCUUAUGGCCAUUUUUCUUAUGAGUUUUCUAAACACAGAGAUGUUGUAGUCGAUUUGCAAGGUUGGGUGACUGGCAAUGGAAAAGGCCUCAUCUAUCUUACAGACCCUCAGAUUCACUCUGUUGAUCAGAAAGACGUCACUACAAAUUUUGGAAAGCGGGGAAUAUUUUACUUCUUUAAUAACCAGCAUGCAAGUUGUAAUGAAAUAUGCCAUCGUCUUUCUCUGACCAGACCUUCCCUAGAGAAACCAAGUAACAUGUAGGCUGUAGGUUGGCAGUUUUACAGGCCUUCGGGAGCCUAGCAUCACAUCUCCCUCCUCUGGGGCACACAGCUUGGCAUGUAUUGAUCCUUUCAGCCAUUGGAUGAUUCCAGCCAUUGACUUACAAGAGGAAUUGAAAAGUGUCAAUUCCAGGCACAUGCUUGCCCCUUUAAGUUUACAGUUGACCUACGUUCCCCAGCCCCUCCCUCAGGAGCAUCCUCCAAUUGCAUCCAUUGUGUUCAAGUACAAGACUUUCUUCUUUAUUGCUGGAUAAUACUCCAGAUGUAUGAAAUCAAUGUGUUCAUGCAAAGUAAGACCAUAAGUGAGGCAUGAAAUAACAUUUGGAGGCAUUAGGACCUUUGAAUAUGGAUUGGGCAUUAGAUGAAAUUGCUGAGUGAUGUUUUUGAACUACUGAAGGCACAGGAGAGCAGAAAAGCGGGGGGGGGGGGGGGACUGUUCAAAGCAUCAAACCCUCUCCUGCAACUGUGCUGAUACUAGCACACAGGUCUAUGUACGUCACAGAUUUUCAGUCUCCAUGCUUUGUUCCUACAUGUAAGAUAUUUGAAAGGGACAUCAAAUAAAGUCUGAGGAAUGAACAGAGAUGAGGAAGAUCAAGAUUUUUAUCAAGCUAAGCAAGAAAAAAAAUAUAAGGAAAAGUAAAAAACUGUGUAAAGUCCUACAGAAAAAAUAGAAUCCGUACUGGAUGAGAGACUGAGGAUAAGGACAGUAAAAAGAGAUUGUGGCCAUUAACUGACAAAGAGACAUUAGAUGUCAUGAGACAGACAUCAGUGAACUAUUGAGUCCAUGGCCAUGAGUCAAGCCUACCAUGAAAGCCAUUUGUUGUUGCAAAGGUUGGUUUUUUUUAAGUGCUAUUCAAUAUCUCUCUGAAGAGGCUGAGAAGGACUGGCCCACCAAUGGACUCAACUCCACCCUCCAAACCCCCGAAUCAAGGGACAAGUAUAGGGCAAGGAAAUCCACAUUGCCCCACCUGUGGGAUCCAGGCCUUGUUAAAACCCUCACAUUAACAGCUCCCUUUGGAGUAAAUGCACUACUCUCUCCCCCUGGUCUCCAAAGCCUCCAGGCCAUCAGGGCUAUCAGCUGCUGAUGGGACCCAGACAUCCUUCAAUGCCAACCUAGGGACCCAUUAUGCGAAAGCAGGUGGAUUCACUACUCAGGGUGCAUAGUCAGAGCGUGCUGAUCUGGACCAGUCCUAUCCCCCAAAAUCACUGUUGCUUUACUUUCCAUUCCCUCCUUUGCUGGGCUCAGGAUGACCGUUUGCUGAGAUCAAGCUGUGCCUUAUCCCCAGUUAUUCCAUAUUAUUUUUAAACAGUGGUUUUGAAGACUUCCUCUGGGCAGAUUCUAUCUUAUAAACAACUUUGACUCCAGGUCAAGGUAAAGGAAAACCAGGUCCCUGAGUGGAGAAGUAAACACCAUCUAUUCACACAACACAGACUAACAAGUGGCAUUCCUUGGCGUAGACAGAGUGUCACCUAUUAAUUCACUGGGGUGAAUUGAGAUUGUAUUUGCACACAGGUUUAUUAAGACCAUAUCAGGGAAAACAAAUGUUCUUGAUACUUUUCUGUUGCUGUGUUAAAACACCAGAACCGAGGUAGCUUAUAGAAGAGUUUAUUUGGGCUUACGGUUGAAGAAGGACAAGAGUCCUUAAUAGGGGAACAAAGCCAUGACAACAAGCAGCAAGCACCGUGGCAGGAACAGAAAACCGAACACUUGAUGCCGCCAGGAAGUUGUGGCGCACACCUUUAAUCUCAGCAAGCAGAAGGCAGCAACAAACAGAUCUGUGAGUUCAAGGCCAACCUGCUCUACAGAAUGUGUUCUGUGACUGCCAGGGCUGUCCAGAGAAACCCUGUCUUGAAAACAAACAAACAAACAACAGAAGUAAUAAAGAAAACUGAGCACUCACAUUUUGAACCUUAAGACAGAAUCAAAGAAUGUGUAAGGUGUACUGGAAAUGACCUGAGACUUUUAAUCCCAAAGCCAAUCUCCAGUGACACACUUCCACCAAUACAGUUGCACUAUCUUAAUUGACACUAUCACCUGUGAACCAUGUGUUUACAUACCCAAGACUCUGGGCAUAUUCUUCUUUAAGUUACUACAUUCUACUCACUGGCCUGUUAGGCCCCUGGUCAUGUAAUACAAAUGCAUUUCAUUGAGCUUUGUAAGACCCCGUCAUUUUUCACAGUUUCUGUACUGUUCCAAAGUCCAAAGUUGCUUUUAAGACUCAAGACUCUUCAUUGUAACCCUCAGUAAAAAUCAAAAAGCAAAUCACAUACUUCCAACAUAGAAUAUGUAUUCCCAUUCCCAAAGGGAGGAAUUGGGGCAUAAUGGGGAAAUACUGGACCAAAACAAGAUAGAAACCAAUCAGGGCAAAUAUCAAAUCCUGUAGCUCCAGAUCUCUUCAGAUCUCUUGUCUGAGGUUUUCAUUUCAUAGGGAUUAGGUGGUUCCACCUCUCCAUCUUUGCUGAUGUCAUACUCUCUCUCUCUCUCUCUCUCUCUCUCUCUCUCUCUCUCUCUCUCUCUCUCUCUCUCUCUCUCUCUCUCUCUCUCUCUCUCUCUCCUGCUUACUUGAUUUCCUGUAAGCUGCCCUCCUUGGCAGAUAUCUCACAGCUCUGGCAUCUCUAAUAUACUGUGGUCCUUUAAUAGUUUGAAUGAGGACUGUCUCCCAUGGUCUUGGGCAUUUGAGCAAUUGGUCCCCUGCUGGUGAUUCUAUUUGGGGAAGGUUAACAGCUCUCUGAAACCACAGAGAAAGAAUUAAUGAUCCCUUCCAACCUUCACUCAUCCUCCAUGAUCCUAAAGCCAGCACCACAAGAACCACACUGCCAAGUUUGGCUUCCAGUUUGGAAUGAGCCCCAGCACCUUGUAUUUUAUUUGAAAUUGCUUUCUAGGAGCAGAACACACCUUAGCCUUUUCCUUUCACAAAUCGAAAGAGUAUCUGGGUGGGAUGUUGCCGAAAGGACACCAUUUCUCUUUACUACAGUGCAGUGCAGGAGGUCUCUCCUUAGUGGCACUAAUCCCCCUUUCUCAUUUAUCACAAACCUUCCCUGCAACGUUAAGUUUAGUGGUGUUGUUUUUCUCUUCAAACUACAUGUUCUGUAUUUCUGCCUCACUUGUUCUUUUUCCAUUGUAGAUCUGUAUAAUGUUCAUCCGUAAUGACUAUGCUGGGGGCUGGAAAAAUGGCUCAGCAGUUAAAAACACUGGCUGCAUUUCCAAAGAACCCAGGUUCUAUUCCCAUAACCCCCACGACAGCUCACAGCCAUCUGUAACUCCAGUCCCAAGUGAUCCAGUCCCCACUUCUGGCCUCUGAGAAAAUCAAGUAUGCGUGUGGUACACAACCAUGCAUGUAGACAAAAUACCUACAUACAUAAAAAUCAGUUAACUAAGUUAAAAUAAUAACAGUAAUCACACCAUAGAUUUAAUGUUAUGCUGCCCUAAAAUGGUCUCCACCAAAGAAACUCAUUCAAUGGUUUUUAAUUUAGCCUCAGACAAGUUCUUAGGAAGGGACAGAAAGUAGCCAGAUUCUUUGACAACCUAUCAUAGGAACAGUGUCCAUAAAAGUUGUUAAUAUUGAUAAAACAAUAUUAACCUCUUGGGCUGGACACAGAGGACCAGUCACUCUGUGUCCAGUCUCCUGCCCUAAAGAACCAUGAGGAAAUCAACACAUGCUAUUUUAAGUUGGCACAUUUGAUACAUGCAACAAUGGCAUGAAGGGGUUGGGAGCUAGGACUAUCCAAGGCUUCCUCAGAGGCCCUGAUAUCCUUACCCAGGGUCACACUUGGCUAGGCCAGUCUAGGGCUGGGACCAGGACCCUAAAGGAGUCAAGGUUGUGGCUUUUUUGGAACCCAACUCUCGCCACUGAAGGCCUGCGGUCAUUUGUCUUAAGGUAGCUGUAUUUGAGGUAUCCUGUGUUCUCCUUUCCAACAUUGCUUAAUUAGCUUCCUGCUGACUCUAUCCCAUUUUCCACCUCCAAACAGAAUAUAAGAUGCUGUACUCCUUAAUAAAUUUGAUUAACAUAAGUGAUAAGCUUAUGCAAAAUCUCCUGGUCCAAGCUUUCUGUCUGUUUUGUUUUCUCAUCCCUGGUCCUUCUCAAACCCUUUAUUCCUGUGGGUUGAGGUCACUCAUUGACCAGUGAACUUGGCCACAUUGAUUAGCACCAGGUUCAGUGUGAGCCCUGUAUCAAAAAUUAAGAUGGGGAAUGAAAGAGGAGGAUGAUUAGACCUCUAGCCUCCAGAUAAACACAAACAUGAUCAAACACACACACACACACACACACACACACACACACACCAGGGCAGAAGAUCCUAGCCCAGAUGCUCAUGAUGAAUAAAGAAAAUGUGUUAUCCAUACAUACAAAAUGAACUAUUAUACAAUCAUAUCAAUGAAAGUGUGUCAUUGCAGGAAAAUGUUAAGCAAAACAAGCUCGACUCAGACAAAACUGUGUGCUGUCUCCAUGUGAAGGGCUCAGAAAGUAAACAAACGUAAAAUGUUCGGAAGCUUUAAACCUAAAAGCUCACAAGGCCCUCCCCAGGGUUACAUAAGCAGUUAGCAUUUCUGGGAAAGAUAUUCUCUGACCCAACUGGAUGAGCUUUCAGGGGGCUAGCUCUAAGGGAAUGGCUUUCAUGAAUCACCACCCAUGCUGGGGUGGACUUUCGGGUUACAGUAGCUGGCUUUGAGUCACCCGUGCUCCUGUAAGUAACCCCAAUAAACUUAGUGAUUCACUAA